This is a messenger RNA of Thamnophis sirtalis, 4426 nucleotides long. NCBI's taxonomy places the organism in Eukaryota, Metazoa, Chordata, Lepidosauria, Squamata, Natricidae. The record is from RefSeq and is a predicted model, not a curated record.
GACUAAGAGGUAAAAAACAUCAACCCACAAUCUUCUUCAGAGCCGCCCUUCGCUAGCGUUGAUUUCUGCUCUGGACGAGCAUGCAAGGGAGUGAGGGAGGUUGGAAGUGGGCGUCUGCUUGUUGGGUCUUUUGAUUUCUGCCUCCUGGACUCUCUUGAGCAGUUCGGGAGAGUUUGGCAUCAGCAACCAGGUUUUGCUUGUUGACACUCUCCCACACGCACGCAUCCACCCCACGCGUAUGCAAACACACACCCUUCCCAGUUAUUGCGCUGCUGGACUCAGCUCGUUUUUUGGCUUCGCGAGUAGGAAAAGAGUCAGUCGAGGACGCAGAGGAGACGCAGGCGCUUGUCUGUCUCUCUUGCUCCUAUUCUGAAUGAAACCGGGUCGAGAGAAAAAGUGACUUUACAGACGGGAUUUAAAGGAAGUGAAGUGCGGGGACUCAAGCGGAAAAGAGAGGCCGCCUUUUUGCUGUUCCCCAACGGACGCACCCGAGAGACCAAAGAGCGCGCAAGCGGCUGAAAAGGGGCAGUUGCCGAGAGGCGUGAUGGCGAGGCUUUGGAAAGCGGAGGUAGCGGCUGCUGGAGCGCUUUUACUUUUGCAGUGCUUGGCUGAUCGGAUACAAUUCAUCGGAGCCAUGAAACCGAAGCAGAGUCUCGGUGCAUUUUAUGAAAUGGUUCAGAGCUUCCCUCGAGUGGAGGAAAAAGUGCACAUGGACUCCUACAGAUAUAGCCACAGAUGGAAACGACAUUCGGAAUUGCUCAAAUCAGUGGACACCAACAGAGCCAGCAUAGGACAGGACUCCUCAGAACAUGGAGGUUUUACAGAUCUACUUCCUGAUGACACACAUGAUAAUACUACGCAAAUUGAGGAAGACAUGGAUCACAAUUAUUACAUUUCAAGGAUAUAUGGGCCAUUUGAUUCUUCCAGCCGAGAUUUGUGGGUAAACAUUGAUAAAAUGGAAAAAGAUAAGGUGAAGAUUCAUGGAAUACUCUCCAAUACCCACCGACAAGCUGCAAGAGUGAAUCUGUCCUUCGAUUUUCCAUUUUAUGGCCAUUUCCUACGUGAAAUUACUGUUGCAACUGGGGGGUUUAUUUACACAGGAGAAGUUGUGCAUCAGAUGUUAACAGCAACACAAUAUAUUGCACCCUUGAUGGCCAAUUUUGACCCCAGCGUUUCGAGAAAUUCUACUGUAAGAUACUUUGAUAAUGGCACUGCACUAGUUGUUCAGUGGGAUCAUGUACAUCUACAAGAUAACUACAAUCUGGGCAGUUUCACUUUUCAGGCAACUCUUCUCAAUGAUGGUCGUAUAAUUUUUGGCUACAAAGAGAUUCCUGUCUCAGUGACCCAGAUAAGUUCAACUAAUCAUCCUGUUAAAGUGGGGCUGUCAGAUGCAUUUGUGGUUCUCCACAGGAUCCAGCAAAUUCCUAAUGUUCGUAGAAGAACAAUCUAUGAAUAUCACAAAGUGGAGCUUCAGAUGUCAAAGGUCACCAAUCUGUCAGCAGUUGAGAUGAUUCCUCUGCCCACUUGUCUUCAGUUUAACAGCUGUGAACCCUGUAUAAUGUCUCAGAUUGGUUUCAACUGCAGCUGGUGCAAUAAACUCCAAAGGUGUUCCAGUGGCUUUGAUCGUCAUCGUCAAGACUGGGUGGAUAGUGGUUGCCCUGAAGAGUCAAAACUUAAGAUUUGUGAAAAUACAGAGACAACUCAAAUGCCUCUUCAUAUUACAACUGCACAACAGCAAACCACGAUGAGAUUCAGAGUUUUAACAACUACCAAAGGAACCAUUACAUCACACCUGCCAACUAGUCUACCCACGGAAGAUGAUACCAAGAUAGCUCUACACCUAAAAGAUAAUGGAGCCUCUACAGAUGACAGCACAGAAGAAAAGAAAAGUGCCUCUCUUCACACUGGCUUAAUUGUUGGGAUUUUCAUUCUGGUUCUGAUAGUAGCUGCAGCAAUCCUUGUGAUUGUUUAUAUGUAUCACCAUCCCACCUCUGCAGCCAGUCUCUUCUUCAUUGAGCGUCGCCCAAGCAGAUGGCCUGCAAUGAAAUUUCGGAGAGGAUCUGGACACCCCUCAUAUGCUGAAGUGGAACCAGUUGUGGUCAUCAAGCCUACAACUCUGCACAGUUCACUGGAGAAGAAGGAGAAGAAGAAGAAGAAGAAGCAAAAUGAAUAGGUUGAAACAUCACUGUAGCUUCACAGAAUUUUGACAAAAACUCUGACUCAAAGGGACCAAAAAAGGGAGGGGUGAAAAUAAAGUUUAUCUCUCUGUGGCAGGAAAAACUGUGACUAGAUAAGUGUGUGCCUAUUCAAUAUCCUGUUCAAAUUAUACUUGUUGGUAGGCAACUUCAAAAGCCUUGCUUUUCUUCCCAAUAUUUUUCCUAAUUUAGUGAAAGAAAGCUGCAAAAGAUUAUGAUGUAUUUUCCAUUUCAUACUGUAUAGUGUGUCUGCCAAGUUUAGUGGAAAAGUUCUAAUUUUAGGAAUAGUAUAAUAUUUAAUUUAAUUAACAAAUGGCAUACCAUCCUUCAGGAUAAAAAUUGGCCAUAUACUUUAUUAUAUUCUAAGAGACUCAGGAAAAUUUCUUAUGAUGUGCAGUUUAAACAAAAGAUUUGCAAACAUAUAGCCAAUUUUGUACACUUGGUGUGAUUUUAAGAUGAAAUGUCACCUGACCAAGAAAAAGAUAAUCCAACCCAACUCCUCCUAAUCUAGAUUUCUCUAGAAGUUUGUAGUUCAUGGCCAUUGAUUGACAGUUGUAGAAUGCACAACUGAAGUUGGGGAAGUCUGGUUCAAGCAAAGCCUAAACGGUAAUAAGAAUGGCUUUAAAAAGGAGAUAGGAACGUGGUUAGGUAAAGUCAAUAAAGGGAAAGUUGAAUAACAAGUCCUCCAGUUAUUUUCCAUUUCUUGAAAUGAACUUUUAAAGACUGACUUCUCAAAGCCUGCCCAAGGUUCAACUAAGGGGAAAAACUGAAGUGGGGGGGGGGAGAUCAAAAAGUAAAAGGACAAAGAUACAGAAACAGAAGCAAUUUAAAAAGCAGCUACAUGAGCCUAGAAAUAGAUGCAGCUACUUUAAUGGUUCAAAGAAAGUGACUUUAUAAAUAUUCCCUCAUGUUUCAAAGUAUGUCUUUUUGCAGGAUUUUCACAGAUAUGUUAGAUGAUGACUCAUCUGUUGGUUCAAUCUCAGGAAAGAAGCGCUUUACAUUCUGAGGAAAAUGUUUGAUAAGAUCUCCCUUAAAGAUCUGAUGCCACCUCAGGUCUCCAAGACAAUAGUAACUUACUGCUUGUAAUCUCACUCAAAGGAGAAGCUUUUUGGCUGAAAUGUUUGCUUUCUGAGGUUUUCCAUUAUCAGAAGGGUUACUGUUGAAUGUGAAAAACAUAGCUUUUAUAUCUGAAAAUCUUUUAUUACUGUAACCAGUUCAGAACAACAAACACAUAAUGGAAAAUUUCUAUAAUAAUCACAAAGAUGUAACAAAUUUAAAAGAAAAUUGUUUCAAAUGAAACAUUUAUAAACUAUUGACUUGCUCUUAUUCAGAAGCACAAAUGAAUGUGCCGGUGUUUCAUCUAUAGUUUCUAGAUGUGACAUUUGUAACAUUUAAAUUUCAUAUCAUUCCAGAGACUUGUUCCUGCCAACUCAGAGCAAUGAUCAUCUCUCCUAGCACAUUAUUUUUACAAUUCUGUGGCUUUAAGGACCUUUAGUAAUUAGAAAUAGAUUAAAAUUUUGGGCAGAAGCCAUCAGAAAUUCUGCUUUCAUUUUCCCCAACAGUUUCAUUUCUUUGGAAAUACAAGGCAAUAUAUCUUGUCCCUUUCUGAUUUAUCUUAAAAAUCAAAUCUAGGUCAAAUUAUAAUUAUAUGAGUCACUGCCCCAAAUUGCUUUUAAGUUAUUUGCGGCAGGAAGUUAUUUCAAAACUGAAAUAUUUUGAAACUUGAAUAUUGGUGAAAAACAAAAAAAAUAUGAGAUUAAUUGGAUUUUGGGCUAUCUCCAGAACAUGUAUUCAUGUUUAUCACAACUUUCCUUCAGAAAUAAAAGACAGAUCAACUCUCAUUUCAACCCUGAGCUACAAAUAUUCUCCUUUAUUGGUACUUCAGAUUAACUCUCUUUUCUUUCCAGUUGAUAUGAGAGAUCCUGUCCUAUUGAAAGCAGCUAACACCUGAGAAUUGGGCCAAUAUAUUAAUCAUUUAUGUUCAUACUGUUUAACCAAUAGACAUAUUCCUAUGAAUCCUUUGAUUCCAAAUCUGAAAUCUUGAGAAAUAAAUUUAUUGCAGAGUGUACUUGGAUAUAAUCCACAUUCUACUUUACUACACUGCUUGCUAAAUUCUGUUUCUUCCUGUGAAGCAAAAAUUGUAAUGAAAUUACAUCUGGUAGUCUUGUAACUCUGAUUAUUUUUGUUAUAAUUAAAACAGCUGGUCAAAAAUAAAGAACCCUUUCAUGCAC